Trichobilharzia regenti is the source of this 2698-nucleotide messenger RNA. The record is from the annotation of a GenBank genome assembly. NCBI's taxonomy places the organism in Eukaryota, Metazoa, Platyhelminthes, Trematoda, Strigeidida, Schistosomatidae.
AUGAGAGAUAGGCUUUUGGUAUUAUUGUUGUUAGGCGUUGGCGCUAUUAAAGUGUACGAAGAGUAUGAUGAAGAAGAAAAAGAGGAGCGAGACCCUCUAGAAUUUAUGAAGCACAAACACAGCAAAAGAGACUUGGAGUCUUUUGAAAAAAAUAUCCCGAAUCCAAUGCCGAUUGAAGAGAAAACCAUAGAAGUUAUAUCAAAUGGACUGUCACCGAAGCUUAGAGCUAGAUGCAAAGACAUUGAGGAUGAAUGCUCUUGCAAUUCUUUGCUGAUUUUGUUCUCAUGUAAUCCUCAUUAUUUAUUUCAGAAACAAGCGGAUAUGAUAUCUCUCUCACAAAAGGUAGCUCUAAUAACAGGAGCAAGUUCAGGAAUUGGAAGGGCAACUGCAGUUUUGUUUGCAGAACUGGGAGCAUGCAUUGCUUUGGUUGCUCGAGAUAAAACAAGAUUAGAGGAGACUCGGCAAGCAUGCAUUAAAGCAGCUCAAAAAGAAGUCUAUGCAAAGUACAAAGAGCCUUUUUUGUGCGUUGAAGCUGAUUUAAGCGAUUCAAAGGAAAUUGAAAAAGCUUACCGUUUGGUUAUUAACCACUUUCAUCAACUUGAUAUACUGGUUAAUAAUGCUGGAUGUAUGAUACGAGAUACAGCAGAAACAUUCAAUGUGGAUGAAUUUGAUCGUUUAAUGAAAGUCAAUUUAACUGCUGCAAUUUCUUUAACUCAUCUUGCUAUUCCUGACCUUACUGUCACUAAAGGUGCCAUUGUAAAUGUAUCCAGUGUUUGUGGCAAUCGGUCGUUUCCUGGAGUAAUGUCUUACUGUAUUAGCAAAGCAGCAUUGGAUCAAUUUACCAGGUGCACUGCGCUAGAUUUAGCUCCUAAAGGAAUUCGAGUAAAUGGUGUCAGCCCAGCAGUUAUCGUUACUGAACUGCAUCGACGAUCUGGAAUGUCAGAAAAGGACUAUAGUGAUUUUGUAGCAAAGGCGAAAGAUACACACGCUCUAGGCCGAACUGGCACCGUGGAAGAAGUGGCUCAAGCUAUCGCUUUUCUUUCAAGCUCUGCUUCAACCUUUACUACUGGCAGUUCAUUAAUGGUUGAUGGUGGUCGGUCUAUCAUGUGUCCAAGAUAAUUAAAAAUAUUUUUCAAACAUAAUUUAUAUGCUUUUUUAUACAUUAGAUCAGUAAUAUUGACAUUUUACUUGCUGUAAUUGAAUUCCAUUUAUCAAAUAAAACUCGGUUAGAGGAGAUUCACUGUGUCGAACCACAGAUACUCACUUUCUAUUUAUGUGGUAUAAUAUGGUGGUUAAUAUUGAGGCUAGGCAAAAAGAACAAGUCAGUCAGUGAGGUCGUGUGGCUACAUCGAUUGAAAUGACUGGGACACGUGCCAUACCUUUUGACUCACCGCCUUCCUCAAUGAGCAAUUUUCGCCGACACAUAACUAGGUUGAAAAGGAGUUGAGAGACUGGUGAAAUCAAAACCUGGCACCAAUCAAUGAGGCCUUCGAUAGUUAGUUAGAGCAACAUAGGAAAGUGUAGAGUGCCUGGUUGGCGACUUCGGUAAUGGUAAGAAAUAGUGUCUGGGGACUAUCGGUGUUAUGACUCAAAAUUGUUCUCAAUGGCACAGAUGCAUUCAUGUUUUAUAGUGUCCCAGGUCCACUAAAUCCUCACUAUUCUGCAUUUAAUUGUCUCUUUUUUCCCUGUGGGGAGUGGAGUGUGACUGAUUGAAUUGCUGCACUUCUUUGCGCAGUUCAAGGUCGAAAAUAAGUCAAUCACUAUGUGGAAUAUAAUCUGCUCCUUAGGGAAAGUAGACCUAUGAUACUAUUUGUAUUGAUGAAGUAAGUGUCGGGCAGCAGUCAAUAGUCUUUAGCAGCACAAGCGACUGAAGCAAGAGCGAAAUGUGUCUGUGAAUUAAUUUAUAUUACUAUGAAAAUUUGAAUCGUUUGAAAGUAAAUAGUCAAUCACAGCAGGAAGUUUUGCCAGUUAUGCAAAAACUGAAGUCAACUGUAAUACAUACAAAUGUUUUAGAAUAGUCAUUAGAUGUGUCCAAACGUGUCUGUGAAUCAUCCUGAUAUUUCUUCAAAGCGAAAUGGUUUUACUACUACUAGUCUUUAGCUGAUUUUGUCUGUUAGUCUGUUCAAGGUCCGGUGUUAACUUCUAGCCCAUGUCUACACUGACUGAACAACGGUUCAACGAUCAUCGUAAAAUGAAUUCUCAGUACUACUUCUACUACAGAUAAUAGAGUUGGACUGUUAAGCACUCAAGCUCAGAAUUAACUUUGAAAUACAGAAUCAGACAAGUGGCUUUCACUGUUCAAGGUGGAUGGUAUGUGAAAUUUGGUUAAUUUGAAGUACUGGUUCAGAAGGUCUAGCAUCUACAUUCUUUCUGUUAAAUCUAUUCAGCAACACAUUUAGCUGACCACUGUGCUCCUAGAUAUCUUUACCGUCAUUUUGAAAGGCUUUCACACAUUGAACAUUUGUCACCUCAUUCAUGGCAGAUUAAAAUAGCCCAGAAGGAACACUUAAACGAGAGCUCAGUGUGUUACAUUAAAUAAUCGAAAGAAGAUUGAGUACGUCACUAGCCAGAGCCUAUUCUGCAGCUAAGUUGGCUCCCAUCUAUCGGACAACGUGCUGUUUGUUCCAGUCAAAAGUCGACAGAUAACCUUUUCAUUCUAACUUUAAAUGUGUACACAAAUUUACGUGUAUCUGCGGGA